Pundamilia nyererei is the source of this 2564-nucleotide messenger RNA. RefSeq names its product Rh family, C glycoprotein b (gene rhcgb). Gene Ontology annotation, molecular function: ammonium channel activity. Gene Ontology annotation, biological process: ammonium homeostasis; ammonium transmembrane transport. The coding region runs from base 1 to 1467 and encodes 488 amino acids. Gene Ontology annotation, cellular component: plasma membrane. Lineage: Eukaryota; Metazoa; Chordata; Actinopteri; Cichliformes; Cichlidae. The record is from RefSeq and is a predicted model, not a curated record. The transcript has 11 exons.
AUGGGAGCUUGUCAGAGCUUUAGGGAAAUGUGUGAUCGUGAAAAGAACACCAAUGUUCAUCUGAGUCUUCCAGCCGUUUGCAUUGUGUGGCAGACUGCCAUGAUCAUCUUGUUUGGGGUUUUUAUGCGUUAUGAUCACGAGUCAGAUGCGCACUGGGUAGAGCACAGAAAACAUUUAAAUUUAACAGACAUUGAGAAUGACUUCUACUUCAGAUAUCCAAGUUUCCAAGAUGUCCAUGUGAUGAUAUUUGUUGGAUUUGGUUUCCUCAUGACAUUUCUUAAGCGAUACAGCUUCGGAGGAGUAGGUUUCAACUUCCUCAUCGCUGCCUUUGGUCUUCAGUGGGCACUGCUGAUGCAGGGCUGGUUCCACUGGCUGGACGCUGAUGGGAAGAUCAGAAUUGGAAUUGAAAACCUGAUCAAUGCUGAUUUCUGCGUGGCUGGCUGCUUGAUUGCCUAUGGAGCAUUGCUGGGAAAAGUCAGUCCAGUCCAGCUAAUGGUUCUGACUUUGUUUGGGAUUACACUGUUUGCUGUCGAGGAAUUUAUCAUCCUAAGUGUUAUACAUGCCAGAGAUGCUGGAGGCUCCAUGGUGAUUCACACAUUUGGAGGCUAUUAUGGUCUUUCCGUGUCAUGGAUGCUCUAUCGUCCUAACUUGCACCAGAGCAGUCGUCUGCAGGGCUCUGUCUACCACUCAGAUGUCUUUGCAAUGAUUGGCACCCUGUUCCUGUGGAUGUUCUGGCCCAGCUUCAACUCAGCUAUCUGUGAUCACGGGGAUGGGCAGCACAGAGCCGCCAUCAACACUUACCUUUGUUUGGCCUCAACUGUUCUCACCACUGUGGCCAUCUCGAGCCUCUUCCAGAAGCAUGGGAAACUAGACAUGGUUCACAUCCAGAACUCCACACUUGCUGGAGGCGUUGCAGCUGGAACAGCAGCCGAGUUCAUGCUGAUGCCCUAUGGCUGUCUUAUUGUAGGUUUCUGCUGUGGCAUCAUUUCCACACUUGGAUAUAUCUUUCUCACGCCAUUCAUGGAGAAGCACCUGAAGAUCCAGGACACGUGUGGAAUCCACAACCUCCACGCUAUGCCAGGAGUUGUAGGUGGCAUUGUGGGAGCCAUUACAGCUGCAUCUGCAUCUGUUGAAGUUUAUGGCCAUGAAGGGCUGGCUAACACCUUUGACUUUGAGGGUAAAUUCAAAGACAUGGUACCCACAACGCAGGGCGGUCACCAGGCAGCGGGCCUCUGUGUGGCGUUGUGCUUCGGCAUAGGUGGAGGCAUCAUUGUUGGCGCUAUCUUAAGGCUACCUAUCUGGGGAGAUCCUGCAGAUGACAACUGCUUUGAUGAUGAGACCUACUGGGAGGUCCCAGAGGAGGAGGAGAGCAUCCCAACAAUCCUGCAGUACAACAACCACGUGCAAAACAAAGAUAUCGCCGAGUCAAAUUUCACCAUGGAGUCGGAGUCCAGGGCUCGAUCUUAAUGGACAUCUGCCUUGUUUCCUAUCAUUCUCCCACUGGACAAAAAUGUUCAUUUCGUGCAAUUAAUGACCACUUGUCAGCACCAGCUGUUUUUCAUACAGUGAUAUGUUUGUCAGUAUGUUAUGACUGAAUUGUAUUUCAAAAUCUCGUUUUUUGUUUGAGUUAAAAACUACUGGAGGAGUAAUGUAUCUUCUGCUAGCUGAACACAUUAUUCCAUUUAAAUCAGCUGACAGUAGGUCAAACAUUCAGUGGGGGGAAUUACCUUGAUUUGCCUCAUUUCAAAGUAAAGAGACCGGUAAAUUGACUUAUGUAAAUUCUCGUGUCGCUUGCAAUAAUACCUCUAAAGCUGACCUAAACUACUCAAGAGAAAAGUUUUGUCUUAUGCUUUGAACCACGUUGCGAUGCAUUUGUAGAAUCUCCUAUUCAACAUUUCUCCUGAUCCAAAUCUAAAUGAUUUUGGUCUGUGUGAUGUAAUGAACUGCAGGUAAAAUCUAAGAGUACACAACUUUUAGACAAACCUUUCUGUCAGCUUCCUUCAUUGUCUCAUUAGUUAAAUCUGAAAAUGAUAUUUCCAUUAGAUGCAUUUGAGUAGGUUUUUUUUUUUUGGUGUGUGUAUCUUGAUGGAGAAUUUUUACAAUGAGACGGGUAUUAAUCUUGAUACUGAUUGAUUUAGACCUAAGUUAUCCUGUGACAUUAAAGUAAAUAAAUGAAUACAUUUGGUAACGUGUUAUCACCACCCUCUUAUCAAGCAUUACAAAGAAUGAUGGAAAUGUAAAUAUGCAAUCACACAUGAGGAAUUUUAUAAAGUUAAUAUGCUGUUCUUUUUCCCUUCGUGCAGCGGCCUCUUCUUAUGAGUACGUUUAGAGUUAGCAACAAAGACAUUAGUCAACACCUUUUUGAUUGUUGGAUGAUUCCAGCUUGUCACAAUUUGCUAAUGGUAAAAUAGGCUAUAGAAGGAAUGUGUUACCAGAUAUGUUUAUUGAUAUUACUGAUCUGAAAAUUGGUUUUGUCAGAAGUUGAUAUUUGUAUUCUUAAACGUUCUACACUGAUUGUAUUGAUCGUAAUGUAAUUUUGGAAAUUAAAAGUUAUUAAGAAAGUG